Messenger RNA from Impatiens glandulifera, 225 nucleotides. Its product is annotated as heat shock 70 kDa protein 17-like. Lineage: Eukaryota; Viridiplantae; Streptophyta; Magnoliopsida; Ericales; Balsaminaceae. The transcript has 2 exons. The record is from RefSeq and is a predicted model, not a curated record. Bases 1 to 225 code for a protein of 74 amino acids.
AUGGGGCCAGAAAUGUCUCUUUCAAAAGAAGCCCUUGUUAAUGCUAAAAGAAAAAUGGAAUUGCUAGAUAAUGAGGACAAAGAGCUGAAGAAUAAUUUUGACGCCUACAUAUAUGGAAAGGUUAAAGAUUGGUUGUACACUGAUGGUGAAGAUGUUUCUACUACUGAAUUUCAGAAACAUUUGGAUUCAUUGAAAUGUGAGGUGGAUGAUUUCUUUGGAGUUUAG